AUGAAUAAUGAAGAAUCUAAAUACUUAUCUAAUCCAAAUAAUGAAAUAUCCCAGGAGUGUAGAUUUGGUGAUAAACUUGAUAAUAAAGUCAAAGAAAAUAAUAAAGAUCUGAGUAAUAAAAAUAGUAAAGUCAAGAUAUAUAAAAUGAAUAGUGAUGAACAGAAAGAGAAUGUAAAAGGAAAGAUAACUAUUAAUAAAAGAAAAAAUAGAGAAAUGUUUGAGGUAAAAAAUAAAAAUGAUGAAUACAUAUCUAUAAGUAGUAUUGAAAUAGCUCAGAGCUACGAUAAUAAGAUUAAUUCCUCUAAAAAUAUUAUAGAAAAUAGAUCAUAUGAUAAUUCUGAAACAGUAAAGUCUCAAGUUGCUGAUGGUCAAAAUAAAAGUACAAAUGUCACAAAAACUGAUAAUGAUGAAGAUGCAAAAGAUCUGCUACAAAU
This is a messenger RNA of Racocetra persica, 434 nucleotides long. NCBI's taxonomy places the organism in Eukaryota, Fungi, Glomeromycota, Glomeromycetes, Diversisporales, Gigasporaceae. The record is from the annotation of a GenBank genome assembly.